GAAACCAAGUCCACUUCAGUAAUCAAUGUAGAGGUUGGAAAAAAACUGUGGCAUAGUACACAAGUGGGAAACAACAACAGCCCUGCUGCAUCAGCGGCGUGCUUGCGUGCGUGUGUUUGUGUGUGUUUGUGUGUCAGAGCGGCCGAGUCGGCGGUCCGUGGCAGAGCCGGUGUGUAUCGCGGGGGAGGAGGAGUGGCGCAGGCGGGCAGCAUAGGGGUAGGAGUGCAGGAGCGCCAGGGCGCGGUCUUUACUGCUUUCUUUACUGAUCACUCCAGCUCCAGAGACGAAGAGUGGACGAAGUACGCCAGAAGGCGAAGACGAGCGCAGAACAUGAGGAUUCCUCCUCACAGCAGCCGGCUCUCAGUCUUCACUGCGCACCCUGUCAGUCUGUCCCUGCGCGCUGCUCUCCGAAUCUCUGCGCUAAGUUCAAUAAAAGGACUUACCAGGAUCCCCGUGUAGCCUCUAAUUAAAUGGACUUGUUCUCAUUUCCAUUCCGCUGUUUGUCGUCAGUGCGUAUGGAGAGGCACUGUCCUCUCGGCACCACUGGAUCCUGCUUUUGUUUUGACGCGUUCCUCCUGCGACGCAUGACAGCCUCGCGCACUUUUUACGCACAGACGAUGACGAGGAUAAAAGCAAUAAGGAAUUAAAGAUCCCUCAAUUUCUUUACCCCCUCUGUGGGGGGAAAAAAGGAGCGUAAAAGGGAGUGCGGAGGAAGGGGGACAGUUUGAGUUUCACCCUUGACCCGUGGCCCCCGUAGCACUCCGUGUUUGGGGGCUUUCUUGUUUUGAGAGGGGGUAAUGCGUGUUCCCGCGGUGCUGGGGCUCCUGGUCGCCUGCGCGCUGAUCUGCGCCCCGGUGAGCGAAGCGUGCGGCCCGGGCAGGGGCUUCGGCAAGCGCCGGCCUCCCAAGAAACUCACGCCGCUCAACUACAAGCAGUUCAGCCCGAACGUGGCCGAGAAGACACUGGGCGCCAGCGGCAGGCUCGAGGGCAAGAUCACGAGGAACUCGGAGCGCUUCAAGGAGCUCACUCCCAACUACAACCCCGACAUCAUCUUCAAGGAUGAGGAGAACACGGGCGCGGACCGGCUUAUGACCCAGCGUUGUAAGGACAAGCUGAACUCACUGGCCAUCUCUGUCAUGAACAUGUGGCCAGGUGUCAAACUGAGGGUCACUGAGGGCUGGGAUGAAGAUGGCAAUCACCUUGAGGAAUCACUGCACUAUGAAGGCAGGGCAGUGGAUAUCACCACCUCAGACCGUGACCGUAAUAAAUACGGCAUGUUGGCACGGCUGGCAGUUGAAGCCGGCUUUGACUGGGUGCACUACGAGUCCAAAGCACACGUGCACUGCAGCGUGAAGUCAGAACACUCUGUGGCUGCUAAGACAGGUGGCUGCUUUCCGGGAGGAGCUCUGGUCAGUCUGGAGAAUGGGAGCAGGAAGGCUAUGCAGGAUCUGCAGCUUGGUGAACGAGUCUUGGCAUCAUUACAUGGUGACGGCAGUGGGGAGCUCAUCUUCAGCGAGGUCAUCGCCUUCCUAGAUCGCCAGUCCUUCACCCGCACACUGUUUUAUUCAAUAGAGACAGAGUCUGGUGCUGCAUUAAGCCUCACAGCUGCCCACCUCGUGUUUAUAGCUAAGGGUAACUGCUCGGGCUCGGUGGCCAGUGGACAGCUUAGGACUGUGUUUGCCAGCGAAGUCCAGCUGGGUCAGUGUGUAGUUUCGGCUCAGGGACCAGGACAAGAAGGAACGCUGUCCCGGGUAAAAAGGAUUCAGCUACAGGAGGACAUGGGAGUGUUCGCGCCUCUCACUAUGCAUGGCACAGUUGUGGUUAAUGACAUUGUGUCUUCCUGCUAUGCAGCCAUGGAUGAACAUUGGCUUGCUCAUGUUGCUUUCGGCCCACUAAGGGCACUUCAUCAUUGGGGAGGGCCGAUGGGCCACCAGGCUGAGGGGGUACACUGGUACUCCUCACUGCUGCACGGGAUUGGAAGACACAUACUCGACCCGAAACACUUUCACCCCUGGAGUGUUGUAGCUUCUGAUAGAUGAGAGGGAGAGAAAUGAAAUGCAAAAAGAGAAAUCAGACAUAAUGAGAGAACUGAAAGAACAGAAUAACUUUUGGUCCCAUAAAAAAAAAUCAGUUCUCUUAAAAGACUUGAAGAUUGCAGUAAUUUCCUGGGUGAGUUCUCAUUUGGAGGACGUCCCCAAAACUCACAUGUAAAAUAUUCAAUGCAAAACUAUUUGAAAUGGGUUUUUUAUUUGCCUACACUGGAGCAUACUCACAAACACAAAUACACAAACACGCACACGUCUACACAUAUGUGCAUACAUGAUAUUAAUAACCAUUCUUAUCCGGACUGAGGUAAUGCAACAGAAGUAAGCUGUAGAUAAAUUAGCUCAGGUAAGUAGUAGCUCAGUCUUAGCCUGUCUGAUACUGUAGCUGGUUCAGUAUGAUAAAGUGUUAUAUGGAGAUAACAUGGGCUUGGGACACACAAACAAAUGCAGUUAUUAUUAAAGGCAACAAAGAAAAUCAACCAGAUCUGCUAGAUAUCAGGUAUUUCCCACUCCUGAUGUUGUACCGUUCUGUAUGUGUUACGUCCUGUUCGUCGCUUACAAGUCCAAACCUGGUGUCUUAGACUUUUCAGAGCUGUAAUGUUCCGUGUUUUCCUGCUGGAAAUGUUCUUUGUAACUUUAUCAUGUAUUUAAUAGUCACAUUGUACACUGUAUUUCUACAUAUAGCAUACACAAGGGGUAAAAUACACAACAUUUGCAACUUUAGCCAUACUAAUUAAGCUAUACUCUGCUAUUUACUAUUUAUUAACUUCACUCAGUACAGAUGUGUCCGAGAGCAGCCUGUUUUAGCCAGCAUCCUUUGUAAAUGCUCAGUAUGCUAAUUCCCUAAGUAUGCUUUAUGGAGUGAUACUUGCAAUCUGGCGUGCUUUAUUUACCUUUUUUGUGGCAUUAUUAACUUUUUACCAAAAAGAUGUCAAAAUUAUAUGUUCAUAAAAAUAUUU
Molecule: messenger RNA, 3004 nt
Organism: Clarias gariepinus (North African catfish)
Lineage: Eukaryota; Metazoa; Chordata; Actinopteri; Siluriformes; Clariidae
Gene: ihha
Product: Indian hedgehog signaling molecule a
Exons: 3
Coding region: 798-2039 (413 amino acids)
Biological process (GO): regulation of gene expression; intein-mediated protein splicing; protein autoprocessing
Molecular function (GO): calcium ion binding; patched binding
Source: RefSeq, a predicted model, not a curated record